GGCGCGCGCCCGUCACGUCACGCGAGAAAGCACAGGAGCCGAGCGAGAAAAAAAAAAACACCAACAAGAAGAAUUACCUUCUUUUAUUACCUGCGGAUCAAACUGCUGUGAUAGUCUGCGGACAUGUCGCUGACGGUCCCGGGGGGAGGCAUGGACUAGUGAAGGCUAUGAAUUCCCGUGAGCAUGGGGAAAUCUCAGAUGAAGCAAUGCUUGAAAAAGAACACAAGCAUGUCCAAGAUUAUAAGGAGGAGACGGAGGACAUUGCUAUUAGUGAACAACCUCAGGUACGUGGAGGAGGAUCUUCUGGAGCUGCUGAGGCUGGGAAACGGUCAUCUGCAGAGAUGGGACCUGACGCAGACCAGUCCACUAGCAGCAAGAGAGUCAGGGUGUCUAGCGAGAUGAGACGGCACUUGAUAGACGAGAGCAGCAGGAUUGAACCUCUUUGCCUCACCACAACCGGAGAGAAGAGAGACUGCAUCCAGGAGAAAUCUAGAGUCUCCUACAGAAAGCCUCUCUUCAGCAUCUCCCACCGGAUCUCGGAGAAGAGGAACACCCCGAGUCUGGAGCAGCAGGCGAGUCUUGGCAGCUUGAAUCAGCUCAACAAUAUGCUCUCAUCCAAGCUCCAAAAUCCGGAGCAAAAUGGCCCAGCAGAGACCAUCCCCUCCACAGACACUUUAGGCCAAGCUUCCACAGCGGACUCCAGCCUUUAUCCACUGAUUGAGAAAAUGUUUUUCAUUCUCAACACUCUGAAUUCAAGCAUGACGCAGCUGCACAGUAAAGUGGACUUGCUGACGCUGGAAGUCAUGAGGAUAAAGAAGCAGAUCAAACCGGCUGAGAUGGUGACAGAGUUCCAGCCUCCCCCCGAGUAUCUGCUAACCAGCGAUGAAUUGAAUCAGCUGAUGGAGCAGACGUCAAGCGCUGGGGAACUGGGCUGUCGACUGCUUGUGCAUCUGUUCCCAGAGCUGUUCAAAGCCAGGGAGUGUUCUCACGACUGCAUGGCGAGCAAAAGAACGCUGGAGUCUCUACAUCUGCAGCUUAUUCGAAACUAUGUCGAGGUGUGCUACCCCACGGUAAAAAACAACAACGUGUGGCAGGAAGAGUGCCUGCUCCAGAUUAAUGACUUUUUUAAUCGCUUCUGGGCGCAGAGGGACAUGGAAAGCGCCCGGCUGCUCAGGAAGCAGGCGGUCACAGGUGGUGGCGUAAAAGCGGAGCAGCCUCAAACCUUUCGUUUCAUUAAUGAACAGGGUCAGGAGGAGCACAUAUCUCUAGAUCACCAACAGGGCAGCCUGGCUGGUUCAGAUGUCGGGUUUGGUACACAAGCCACAGAGGAGUUGGAUGAGUUCUCCUCCCCAGAAGAUUUUGUUGUUUUCCUAAUUCACCGUCUCUUCCCUGAAGUUUUUGAAGAGGGGAAAAUACCAGAAGACUGCGGCAAUUUUAGUAGUGUAGGACAGCUAAUUCUGGACUCUGACAAGAUGGACAUAAUUAGAAAGUAUAUGGAAGCGAAUUUCCCUGAUGUGCCUGAGGACAGCUGGCUGCAGGUGUGCAUUCAGCAUAUGGAAGACGCACUCGAGGGUCCUCACAGUAACGGCAACGGGAGUGAACCGGACAACAUCAAUGAGGAGGGCUACGAACUGGCCAGUCUUCCUGAAGAUGUUUCAAUUAUCAAGGUUCCAGAAGUGAGUGAAUAUGAAAGACCCAGUCGCAAGUCUAAAAAGUCGCUGCUCACGCCUGUAGAUUUUGACAAUCUGGAGAUUCCUCUGCCUGACUUUACUGUUCCCCAGGAAUACAUCCUGUCCAGGGAACAGCUCAAGAGCAACUAUGAAUGUAGCUUGUCCGUUGGGAACUUUGCCUCUCGGUUGCUGGUGCUCAUGUUCCCUGAGCUCUUUACCUACGAGAAUGCUAGAAAGCAGUACAACUGCAGCGGUUCUCUUGGGAAAAAGCAACUCGACCCCAUUCGCGUAAACCUGAUCCGUCAUUACGUGCAGUUGGUCUACCCCCGGGCCAAGAACGACAGAGUGUGGAUGUUGGAAUUUGUUGGCAAACUUGACGAGCGGUGCAGGAGACGUGACACAGAGCAGAGGAGAUCCUACUUGCAGCAGCGCAAAGUGUACGGUCAGGAGACAGAGCAGGACUUUCUCUGCCAGCUGAACCAGCUACAUCCUGAUAACGGCAGACAGGAUCCAGAUAUUCCCUCUUUACCUCCUGAGAAAAGUAGCAAAGACUUCUGCAAAAUACCCCUUGAUGAGCUGACUGUGUCCAAACCAGACUUCCCUGUUCCCUCCAUCUACCUGCUCUCCGAUACCGAGGUACGGGAAAUUGUCCAGCAGAGUCUCUCUGUUGGGAACUUUGCCGCCCGCUUGCUGGUGCGCCUCUUCCCCGAGCUCUUCACCCACGAGAACCUGCGGCUGCAGUACAACCAUUCAGGCGCCUGCAAUAAGAAGCAGCUCGACCCUGUUCGACUGAGACUGAUCCGUCACUAUGUGGAAGCCGUGUAUCCUGUGGAUAAGAUGGAGGAGGUGUGGCACUACGAAUGUGUGCCAAGCAUCGACGAACGCUGCCGGCGCCCCAAUCGCAAGAAGUGUGACAUUCUUAAAAAGGCCAAGAGGUCAAGCACUGUGUCCUAGUUACAGUACUCUGCAGUUACCCAACACUUUCUGUCAUAAAAACAGUUGCACAGUAUAUAAGCUGAAAUCGCAUUGUUGAACUUCUACACACUGUCCUCUGUAGGAAGAAGCCAAGCUGUUGCGAGUUUCUUUAGUAGUAUUCUUACUCAUAUUUUACCUUUUUGGCUACAGCAGUAGAUGUUCUAGUUUAUGUAGUCUUUAUUAUUGUUCGAUAAAAAAGUUACAACCGCUCCUAUUUAUAAGCCAAACAUGUCAUAGCUUCUCUAACAUACUCUGUUGAUAAAUGUUGUAGCCUUAUAACAAUAAUAAUGAUAGUAGCUAACAGCAUAGAUCACACAUUUGCUCUAUGAACAGAAAUCAAAUCACAAGGACGUGAUAUAUUUCCAUCGCAGUUACUGAUGUAGCAUCGUGCCACCACUGUUUUAAUAACUAUGUGCUUAUGUUAAGCCUUCUUAUAGAAGUUUAUAUUAUAAAGAUAAUUUAACAUGACAAUGGCUCAUGAUAACCAGUUUCUAAUAAAACCACAGUUAUAAAUGUGA
Messenger RNA from Oreochromis aureus, 3163 nucleotides. RefSeq names its product BEN domain containing 3 (gene bend3). Gene Ontology annotation, biological process: rDNA heterochromatin formation. Gene Ontology annotation, molecular function: DNA binding. The transcript has 4 exons. Gene Ontology annotation, cellular component: heterochromatin. The record is from RefSeq and is a predicted model, not a curated record. The coding region runs from base 168 to 2624 and encodes 818 amino acids. Lineage: Eukaryota; Metazoa; Chordata; Actinopteri; Cichliformes; Cichlidae.